UUCCCGCGCGCGGUGCAGCCGGGCUCAGGCCGUGCGGGCGGCAGGGGCUUGGCGCCGCCCUCCGCGGGGCCAGGCGCUCGGCUCCCGGCCCAGCCCGGGGGCGCGGCGGCGCAGAGGAAGCCCGCGCGGCGCGCCCAUGGGCAGCCCCGAGAACCGCAGCGACGGCUCGGAGGGCGCGGGCGAGCUGCCGUGGGCCGAGCUGCUGCCGUGCGACGAGCGCCGUUGCUCGCCCUUCCCCCUGGGGGCGCUGGUGCCGGUGACCGCCGUGUGCCUGGGCCUGUUCGCCGUCGGGGUGAGCGGCAACGUGGUGACGGUGCUGCUGAUCGGGCGCCACCGCGACAUGCGGACCACCAGCAACUUGUACCUGGGAAGCAUGGCCGUGUCCGACCUGCUCAUCCUGCUGGGGCUCCCCUUCGACCUGUACCGCCUCUGGCGCUCCCGGCCCUGGGUGUUCGGGUCGCUGCUCUGCCGCCUCUCGCUCUACGUGGGCGAGGGCUGCACCUACGCCACGCUGCUGCACAUGACGGCGCUCAGCGUCGAGCGCUACCUCGCCAUCUGUCGCCCGCUCCGGGCCCGCGUCCUCGUCACCCGGCGCCGCGUCCGCGCGCUCAUCGCGGGGCUCUGGGCCGUGGCGCUGCUCUCCGCCGGGCCCUUCUUUUUUCUGGUGGGCGUCGAGCAGGACCCCGGCCGCGACACGGUCCAGGACCUUAACGGCACCGCGCAACUCGCCCCCUCGCCCUGCGCCUCCCCGCCACCUCCACCCCUCGGGUCCUCGCGGGCGCCACCGCUGUCCCCGCCGUCGGGGCCCGAGGCGGCGGCGGCCGCGGCGCUGUUCAGCCGGGAGUGCCGGCCGAGCCCGGCGCAGCUGGGCGCGCUGCGCGUCAUGCUGUGGGUCACCACUGCCUACUUCUUCCUGCCCUUCCUGUGCCUCAGCGUCCUCUACGGGCUCAUCGGGCGGGAGCUGUGGAGGAGCCGCGGGCCGCUGCGAGGCCCGGCCACCUGCGGCCGGGAGAAGGGCCACCGGCAGACGGUCCGCGUCCUGCUGGUGGUGGUUCUGGCGUUUAUAGUUUGCUGGUUGCCUUUCCACGUUGGCAGAAUCAUUUACAUAAAUACCAAAGAUUCCCGGAUGAUGUACUUCUCUCAGUACUUUAACAUUGUUGCUCUGCAACUUUUCUAUCUGAGCGCAUCCAUCAACCCCAUCCUGUACAACCUCAUUUCAAAGAAGUAUAGGGCAGCAGCCUGGAACCUGCUGCUGGCCAGACGUCCCAAACAGACAGGUUUCUGUAGAAGCAAGGAGGCUGAAGGGGACCCUGGAGGACACAUGGCUGGCUGCACCGAGACCAGCGCUAACGUACAGACUUCAGCAACCAGCACAGCCAAACACGGUGCCUCUUCCCACAGCUCUGGGACUUAAGGGAAAACAGGGCUGUAGGGAGAAAACCGCGAGGGAGAAAACCGCGAGGGGGAAACCAAUGCUGUUUGGGAGAAUUAGAAAGAGUGGUUGAGGUUUUGCAAGUUGGUCAGCAACUUAGCAUGACUUUUUUUUUUUUUUAACAAAGGCAUGAAAUGUAACUGUACCAAUCUCUCUGGUUUUCCUUUCAUGUACCUCCUCGGGGACAUUCAUUUUAUCCUCCUGAAAUCCCACAUCACAAAGUGUGCUCUGGGGAGGUUUUGUAAGUCCUCAUUCUCCUACUCUUGGGAAAUAUGACCACUCAUUUUCUGGUUAACAAGUAAUCCAGAGAGAUGCUGCCAUAAAAUUUGUCACCUGUGAGGUCAGAGGUGUAUUUUUUUUUAUAUUUUGGAUAUAAAUGUGAUGGUUCAUCUACAAGGAAUCCAGGAUAAUGAGAGGGGUUUUGUUAUUGUUUUUUGACAACUUUGAAAAGGUGAAAAAUUUAUUAAAAAUUUUAAACUACAAAAUGUCCAUAGUUUUUAAAAGUUGCAUGUAAACUUCCUGCUUUAUAGCCUAAUUUCAGAGUCUGGCUUAGUAAUCAUAGUAAGCAAGGAUAAUGAAAGUUUUGAUCCAAGAAACUCUCUUUUAUUACUAAAUGCUUAUAUAUGGCAACAAAAAAUGUUUAGAAACAAGUGAAAGAAAUUCUGGGUAGAGUCCAGUGUUCAGGGGUCCCACCUCUCUCACGCUCAGAGCAAAUCAUUAAGUUUAGGCACAAUACCCUCUUUCAGAACCUGGUCACUGAAGCCUCAGGGCAGGGAGCUACAGCAGGACAUGGCUUCCACAAAGUGACUGCUGAUCACAUUGUUAAGAACUUUAAUGCGCCUUAUUUUCCUCAGCUUGAUGGGAUAAGUAGUGAUGGAACCAAGUCUCUGGUCUGAGUCUAAACUCUUAAGAGCCUUACCCACUCCCACCCAGAGAAGCUGCACUCACGGAAAAAACACAGAAGUCAAUGGAUGUAGUCAAGGGUGAGAGAGACUGUGCUGGACAUUCUGACCAACAACUCUGUAACUUUGUUUUGGUUUUUUAUAGUUUAAAACAUGAACCUGUUUUUAGAGGACUGCUGCUGCCUCGAUGAACUCCAAAGGGCCUGAGCCACACCAGAGUCUUAUGAAUGGCGCCCCCUGGAGGUAGACAGGAUACAACUCGCCCAGUUGUAAACUACAAACUGUGACUCUGUAAACAAGGGUCCUCUCCACAUGCUGACAAGGUCCUGUUGCUUUUUCAUGUGAUUAUCUAUGUACAGUGAUGCCUUCAAGUCCCCUUGAAGUGUCCUAAUACCCCAGCCCUGUCCUAAACUGACGCAGGAGCAAAGAAGCCUCCCAUCUACACUGUGUUUCUUCCAACUAGUGGAAGAAGCAGAUAGCCGUCACUUGGUGCAGCAGUCCCUAAACUGUGUUCUGCAGAUUUGGGGGGAGUAUUUAAAAAAAGGAUUCUGUGGUCAAAUAUAGUAGAAAAACACUGCAUGCUGUAUCCACCUUCUCAAGAGUCACAACACAAAAUAUCACAUCAGAGGCUCUGAAAAGUUGUUGGGGACACUGAUGUUCUCACAGUGCAGGUUCCAGCCUUGUGCCAUGGCCACCCCCCUGCUUGGUGGCACUAAGUGAGGACAUGCUGGAGAUGCAAUCACAUAGUCUUUCUUCUCACAGGAGUUCCUCUCUGGGGCAGUCUGAUGCAGCUUCUUCCCUGUGGAAAAUCAUGGCAAAGAACCUUACUGAUAUGUUAUAGUAUAAUAUUUUAAGUACAGAAGCAAAGACCUCUCCUUUGAGCUUUCUUGUUCAGAUUCUAGAAAAGAGGGAUUUAUAUCACCUUCCUGUGACCUACGUGUGUUCCCAGGUGUGGGUGGGA
Molecule: messenger RNA, 3295 nt
Organism: Hippopotamus amphibius kiboko
Lineage: Eukaryota; Metazoa; Chordata; Mammalia; Artiodactyla; Hippopotamidae
Gene: MLNR
Product: motilin receptor
Exons: 2
Coding region: 137-1414 (425 amino acids)
Biological process (GO): G protein-coupled receptor signaling pathway
Cellular component (GO): plasma membrane
Molecular function (GO): G protein-coupled peptide receptor activity
Source: RefSeq, a predicted model, not a curated record